AUGCAUCAGUACAGAAAGACAAAACCACUUAUCCCCAACAUAGACGUCAUGAACUUCGAUCAUGAUAGGAGAUCGUCUAUGAUUGCUGGAAAUGGUAGGAAGAAGUUCGACACGCCCAGGAAGGACAAUGUGUUCGGCAAGAAGCGCGCUCAGGAGACUGUCACCGAGACUCCGCUCCAGCAAAUGAGCAACGUCGACGAACCAUCUUCCAGUUUUAUGAUGCAUCCAAUCCAGAACAAGGAGCAGCUACUAGAUAAUCCCCCUAUAUUCAACAACAGUCCGCAGUAUUUCCCAGAUCUGAACUAUUUAUCUCCAUGGCACAGUUAUUCAAACGGUGUCGGCACCCCAAUACCAAUUAACAGUUCCAUGAUUGGGAACCCAAACCUUUCCAACGUCCCCAUGACCAAGACGUACGAUCCCUACGAUGUUCCACAGUCGAGCUUUCCUGCCUAUUUUAAUCCGCGCGCAGCGCUGAACAUGCCCCACCGCGAGAAGGUUAACCAAUGGAUAGAAAAUGUUCCAAUACAUAUUGUUCACGAAGAGUACCUGACUCACGACUGCUAUAGCAUUGACGAGUACAUGAACUGGGAGGAGGAUGAAUUUGACAUGUCUUUGUUCCAGCGCGGGGAGAAGACCCAGAUUAAUAUGGCAACCGUCGACGAACUAUUACAAUUCCAGCUGAAACGGAUAACCUCCAUGGUUUUAAGACUAUACGAGGAAAGCCCGGAGGUCCCAUUGGACAACUCUGAUGCUACAUCUUACUGA
Molecule: messenger RNA, 765 nt
Organism: Eremothecium gossypii ATCC 10895
Lineage: Eukaryota; Fungi; Ascomycota; Saccharomycetes; Saccharomycetales; Saccharomycetaceae
Gene: PFS1
Product: Pfs1p
Exons: 1
Coding region: 1-765 (254 amino acids)
Source: RefSeq, marked provisional